CCGGAGGUGGAGGAGGUUGGGCCAGGGGGGAAAGAUGAAAUGAAAAUAAUGUCAGAGAAUCAGCUCGUUUUAAAUUUUUCCAUGAACAGUGGUCGAGCUUCGAAAAGAAGGGAGUAAAAUCGACUCUAGUUCUGAGGCCACAGUGCUGUAAUAGAGGUGGCCAGGUGUGAGACUCUAAAGCCUCAGGUAUCCUGGUAAUGAUCCCAACAGAAUCUCUUGGUCACUCGUGAUGCCAUGUUUCCCUCUUAAGUUAUUGGCUUGGCCUCAGAACCUUAGCGUUCGUGUGCGCUGAACCGUUUUGUAUUUGUACUGUAGAUUUUGAGGUCCAGGAUGUAAAAAGGAAGAACUAGAGAAAACAAAAAUGAUGGAGGAAACAUAAAAACUGCAUUAAGAGCAAGGAACAAUGAGGGAACAAAAUCAAAUCUGCUUCAUCUGUCGCCUCCUUUCUACCCUUUACCCAAAGUUCUCUGCUCGCUAGGGUGUAGAAUGAAUGAAACAGAACAACAGUCGACUUAGUAAAACUACCUUCAAUAUAGAAAUUAAUUAGUUUGAUCUUUCAAUUAUAAUCUCCGAAUUAUAGUAAAAGCUAACAAUUAUUUACUUAGACGUUUAUAUUCCCCCACCAAUAUUGCUACUUAGUAAUCGGUCAGUCACAGCCUCAACCUAGUGAAAUAAUCUUGACAAAAAAGCGAGUUCAGGCCGGUUUUAUCAAAGGAAUGUAAAACUGUGGAAAAAAAUAACGUUACAGAGAGAAAAUACUUUUUUAAAAGGGGUACCUGAAAAAUAAUUUUUAAAGUCAUCACUGAUUUCUUUCAGCCUAUUGUUAAAUACAGUUUUGGUUAUAAUGGACCCCAUAUUGAUAAACAGUACUUGUUAAAGGAUGAAUGAGGAACUGACAAAAAAAAAAGUUGUUUACCUCAAAUAUCGGUGUUACUUGUAUGUUAUAUAAAAGCAUCAUCAAUCUCUCUCUUUUUUUUUUUUACUGUUCAAGAAAUAAAGUUCCUGUGAAAAUGACUCUUCAGGAAAUGGUGCUUCAAGCUGCUGCUCUUUACUCUGACCGGAUAGCUGUAUGUUUUGAUGAAUGUAAAAAUCGACACCCAGUUUAUUACACUUACAAAUCUAUGGUUAAUUUUGCCUCAGAAUUAUCUAGCUUUCUGCAACUACACUGCAGUUUUGAAGGGAUUCAUGAAAUUGGUCUUUACUGCUAUCCAGGAAUAAAUUUACCCUCUUGGAUUUUGGGAAUUCUGCAAGUACCUGCUGCAUAUUCUCCUGUUGAUCCAGAUAUACCACCAGAGUUAUCAGCCUAUUUUAUGAAAAAAUGUAACCUCAAGUAUAUCCUUGUUGAAAAAAACCAAGUUGAUAAAUUCAAAUCUUUCCAUGAAACUUGGUUAAAUAAUGAUACCAUUACAGUAGACCAUAUUGAUUUAACACUUUUUGAACUACACUGGAAUGAUACUGAUGUGAACUUGAUGCUACAUGAUAAAAAAGAGAAAUAUGGAAAGGAAAAAAUGAAUAAUUCCAUCAGUUCUUUGAACAAUAAUGAAGAAAAAGCAAAAAAGUGCAUGGAUGUCAGAUUGCAGCAUUGCUUAGCUUAUGUUCUACACACUUCAGGAACUACAGGAAUCCCUAAGAUUGUCAGAGUGCCUCAUUCAUGUAUAGUACCAAAUAUUCAGCAUCUUAGGACACUGUUUGAGAUCACACAAGAAGAUAUUCUUUUCAUGGCUUCCCCUUUGACAUUUGAUCCAUCUGUUGUGGAGAUAUUUCUUGCUUUGACAAGUGGAGCAUCUCUGCUUAUAGUUCCCAAUGCUAUUAAAAUGCUGCCAUCAAAAUUAGCUACUGUUCUAUUUCACAAUCACCACGUGACAGUUCUCCAGGCUACACCAACACUGCUUAGAAGAUUUGGAUCUCAGCUCAUCAAGUCAUCUGUGUUAUCAGCCACAACUUCACUUCGUGUAUUAGCCCUUGGUGGUGAAGCAUUCCCAUCAUUGAGUGUUCUCAGAAGCUGGAGGGAAGAAGGCAAUAAAACUCAAAUAUUUAAUAUCUAUGGUAUCACAGAAGUAUCCGCCUGGGCAACAUGUUACAGGAUUCCGGAAGAGGAUCUUGGCUCCACUCUGGGAGUUGAGUCCCCUGUGCAAUUGGGAUCUCCACUGCUCGGAACAGUAGUCGAAGUCAGAGACACAAAUGGUUUGACAGUUCAAGAAGGCGAAGGCCAAGUUUUUUUAGGUGGUGAGAAGCGGGUAUGUUUUCUUGAUGAUGAAAUAAUUCUACCUUUUGGCACAAUGAGAGCAACUGGUGAUUUUGUUACUGUGAAAGACGAAACAAUGUUUUUCUUGGGGCGGCAAGACAGUCAAAUUAAACGUCAUGGCAAACGUGUUAAUAUUGAAUGUGUACAGCAGGUUGCUGAAGGAAUUUCUCAGGUAGAAUCCUGUGCAGUUAUAUGGUAUCGUCAGGAAAGAUUAAUUCUGUUUGUGGUGACCAAAGAUGGUUUAGUGAAGGAUGGUAUUUUAGGAGAACUUCAAAAACAUAUUCCAAGUUAUGCAGUCCCAGAUGAUGUCAUGGUGAUUGAAGCCUUACCAUUUACAUCUCAUGGCAAAAUCGAUGUGUCUGAGUUAACCAAGAUUUACUUUAACUACAUAAAUUUGAAGUCUAAUAGUAACCUCAAAGGAAAAGAGGAACUAUGGGAAAGAUUACAAUACUUAUGGAAGUCAUCUCUGAGACUUCUGGAAGAUCCUUUGGAAGUUUCUAAAGAUUCACUAUUCCUUAGUAAUGGUGGUGAUUCCUUAAAGGCCCUUUGGUUCAAUAAUGAGAUUGAACAUCUGGUAGGUAGAGCGAUACCCGGACUUCUAGAAGUUAUUCUCAGUUGCUGCAUCUUAGAUAUCUAUAAUCACAUUCUCCAAGCAGUGUUUCCAGAUGAAGAUAUACCACUCAGUAGGAGUUACUGCACAAAAAGAAAAUUCAGUGUCAUGAAUAGAGGAGAAAUAAUUGGCAAAUAUGUAGAUCAGAAGUCUGGAAGGCCUGUGAAUUCUGGCAAAGAGCAAAAUGCUUUUAUUGCAUUGAGCAGAGGAAAUCAGAUUUUGUUUGUCAAUGUCUCUGAGUCUUUAAAGAAUUCCCUAAGUAUGAGACAGACAGGAACCAAGUUAGGAAAAUAUCCUUCAGCAUCUUCUGAUUUAAUUUCAUCUGAAGAGUCCAGUUUUAUUAAAAAUGUGACAAGUAAAAGCCCUUUACCAGUUACUGGGAAGAUGGAUGGUGCAGAAGAGAUCAGCCCUGUGUCAAAAAUUUCAGAAGAUGAGACUUCCGUGAGAGCGUCUGAGAAAAUAAAGUUAUGUGUCAGGUGGAAGUCCAAUACUGGCAAAUGUGUGGAUUCUUCACCUCUCAUUGUAAUAUCACUUCUCAAUCAAUCAUCUGCAACUGUCUACAUUGGAUCCCAUUCUCACAGGAUACAAGCAAUCGAUCUCUCUUCUGGGAAAGUGAAAUGGGAACAGAUCUUGGGAGAUCGCAUUGAAUCCUCAGCUUGUCUCUCUCACUGUGGAAAUUUCAUUAUAGUGGGUUGCUACAAUGGUUUAAUUUAUGUACUCAGAAACAGUAAUGGAAAAAUACAUUGGACAUUUGCCACCAAAGAUACUGUUAAAAGCUCUGCAACCACGGAUCCAUCCACAGGCCUCAUCUAUGUGGGAUCUCAUGACCAUCAUGCAUAUGCUUUGGAUAUUUAUAAGGAGACCUGUGUUUGGAAGUCAUAUUGUGAAGGAACUGUCUUUUCUUCACCAUGUCUAAGCCUGGUACCCCAUCACUUAUAUAUUGCUACACUGAAAGGAGUUCUACUGGCCUUAAAUCCUGCUUCUGGAAAUAGAGUUUGGACACAUUACUGUGGAAAACCUCUUUUCUCUUCUCCACAAUGCAACUUGCAGUAUGUUUUUGUUGGUUGUGUGGAUGGGAAUUUAUACUGCUUUAACCACAUGGGACAACUGGUUUGGCAGGUUUCUACUAAUGGACCAGUCUUUUCAUCCCCUUGCAUCUCUGGUUCAAUGAAGCAAGAAAUCUUUUUUGGCUCCCAUGAUUGCUUUGUCUACUGUUAUGAUAUGGAAGGACAUUUCCAAUGGAAAUUUGAGACUACUGCAAGUAUAUAUGCAAUACCAUUUACUUUCUACAAUCACAAUCUAAGCAGUGAAAUGCUGCUAGCAGCAGCAUCUACUGAUGGAAAACUAUGGAUCUUGGAUGCUAAAAGAGGACACUUACAAACAAUACAUAAGCUUCCUGGAGAAGUUUUCUCAUCUCCUGUGGUCUGGCAAUCAAUGCUUGUUGUGGGGUGUCGAGAUGAUUAUGUAUAUUGUUUGGAUUUGUUGGGUGUUACUGAAAAGUAACAAGCCUACAGUUCUUCAGUGUUUUUAUCAAUAUCACGUAGAUUGAGGGGCAGCUAGGUGGCGCAGUGGAUAAAGCACCGGCCCUGGAUUGAGGAGUUCCUGAGUUCAAAUCUGGCCUCAGACACUUGACACUUACUGGCUGUGUGACCCUGGGCAAGUCACUUAACCCCAUUGACCUGUUAAAAAAUAAAUAAAUAAAUAAUCAAUAUCACGUAGAUAGAAACUAUUGGUUUUACAUGUACAGAGAGAUGUGCCUAGGUACUGUUCAUAUCAAAGAUAUUUUGGUUAAUAAAUGAUUCAUCAGGAAAUGAUCAUUUUUGAAUUCCCUUUGAUGGGUCAUUAUAGCUGCAGAAGCUGUUGAAUGAUCUGGUUACACAUAUCAUGCUCACUAAUAUUUAUAUUUUCCACUGUGUAUGAUAGUCAAUAUAUGCCAUCAGAUACUUCAGUUAAAAAGAUCUUGGGCCUGAAAAAGGAGAAUCAAGUGACUUGUACAGACUCACAAAGAUUAGACUAGGAAGUAGAAAGGAAAUUGGAACUUUUAAUUCCCAGACUAGGCUGUUUUCCUGUGUGUUUGAUUUGUCUUUUUGCUUCUAUUAUCUUGUACACACUGAGUGUUUUUAAAAAAUUCUUAUUGAAUUGGAUAACAUGGCAGCAGGAUAGUUGAUGAGUACAAUCUCUUUGCUUGCUUUUAUGUUGUUUGCUUAUUCUUUCUCAAUGAAAUUUACAGCAUACUUGGGUUUUCAAAGUCAGAAAUGUGUGACCUUUUUAUAAGUGAAUAAGGUUCCUAUAUUAGGAAAUAAAAUUACCAGAUGGUUUUGGUUAAUAUACUCUUAUCAUUUUCUCUUUUACUAACAUCUCCCUGAGGACUAUGCUAAUUUAUUUUAUUCUUUUAUGAGCUUUAACUCUUUUUUUGUUUUUUCCUUUUUAUUUAAAGGAAAAAACCCAGAAUUUUUUUAAUGAAAUAUGGUCACAUUCUGGGGGAAAAUACUGCUUUGCAUUCAGACUAAUGUGAGAUCUUGGCCACAACUGGCUGAAAACUGUUCUACGUAACUCUCUCCCCCCACCCCCAUUUAUUUAGAAUUUUAUUUUUUCCAAAAUUACAUGUAAAAACAAAUUUGAACAUCAAUUUUUAAAAGUUAUGUGUUCCAAAUUCUCUUCCCUCCUCCUCAU
Molecule: messenger RNA, 5528 nt
Organism: Dromiciops gliroides (monito del monte)
Lineage: Eukaryota; Metazoa; Chordata; Mammalia; Microbiotheria; Microbiotheriidae
Gene: AASDH
Product: aminoadipate-semialdehyde dehydrogenase
Exons: 14
Coding region: 939-4358 (1139 amino acids)
Biological process (GO): amino acid activation for nonribosomal peptide biosynthetic process
Molecular function (GO): protein binding
Source: RefSeq, a predicted model, not a curated record